GGUGGAGGCAGUAGCGCAUCACCCGGGGGGGUGUCGGUGAAGAUGUCGCUUCGCCGCGCCUACUCCAUCAAGGACAAGCUGCAGGCCAUCGAGAGGGUGAAGAAAGGCGAGCGCCAGGCGUCGGUGUGCCGCGCUUUCGGGGUGCCGGGGGGCACUCUCCGGGGGUGGCUGAAGGACGAGGCGAAGCUCCGCUGGUUCCUGGAGCAGCUCGGCGGCGAGGUGGGCACCCAGCGCAAGAAGAUGCGCUUGGCAAACGAGGAGGAGAUCGACCGCGCCGUCUACGCCUGGUUCCUCGCCCUGCGCCAGCACGGCGUGCCGCUCUCCGGACCCCUCAUCCAAGCACAAGCGGAAGCCUUCGCCCGGCAGAUCUACGGGCCUGAGUGCACCUUCAAGGCGAGCCACGGCUGGUUCUGGCGCUGGCAGAAGCGCCACGGCAUCUCCAGCCAGCGCAUCUACGGCGAGGGCGGCCUCCCCGCCGAGCCCGAGCGCGCCCCGGCCACCCGCGCCGAGGUCCUGCCCGAUGCCGGCGGCUACGGGGACGAGCAGAUCUACAACGCCAACAUCACCAGGCUCUUCUGGAAGCUUCUUCCCGGUUCUGGAAUCACGGCGAGGCGUCCGGCCCGCGGCGAGCGCGUCACGGUGCUGCUGGCCGCCAACUUGACCGGCUCCCACAAACUCAAGCCUUUGGUGGUGGGGGGUCUCCGCGAUCCCGCCAGCCUCCGGCAUCACAACCAAGACAAAUUCCCGGCUUGCUACCGCUACAGCCCCGAGGCCCGGCUGGCGCCGGCGCUUCUGAGGGCUUGGUUCUUUGAGGACUUCGUGCCGGGCGUGAAGCGGUACCUGAGGCGGAGCUGCCUGCAGCAGAAGGCCGUGCUGCUGCUCAGCUCCGCUCCGUCCCGCUCUGGAGGGGGAACUGAGGAUUCUCCGCCGCUCCAGACUCCGGAUGGAUCCAUCCGUGCUCUGUUCCUCUCCAAGAGUCCCUCAGGGAGCGGUUUGGCCGGAGCAGGAGGCCGAAUCCCGGCGCCGCUGGAGCAAGGGGUGGUGUCGGCCUUCAAGCAGCUCUACAAGCGCGAAUUGCUGCGCUUGGCCGUGUCCUGCGGCGGCCCCGGCAGCCCCGCGGAUUUCGUGCGCUCCUUCCUCCUCAAGGACAUGUUGUACCUGGCUGGGCUCUCCUGGGAUCUCAUCCCGCCGGGAUCCAUCGAGAAGUGCUGGCUGCUGGGGCUGCGCGCCGCCUUCGAGCCCCAGCCCGGCGAGGAAGAGCACGGGGACACCCCCGGAGGGGAGGAAGGCGGAGGGGACAGCAAGGUCUUCAGUGACCUGACCCACCUGGCCGCCUUGGCUUUCAAAUGCUUGGCUCCCGAGGAAGUGUCCGACUGGUUGCACUUGGAUGAUGCAGCUCCGGGUGCGGAGGAGGACGAUGGUGGCGAGGAAGAAGGCGCCGAGGAGGAUGAUGAGGAGGAAGCAGCUGGUGGCAGAAGGGGUGGGGAAGGAGGAGAUCCUUUGCUGCCCACGGCUGGGGAAGCCAUCCAGGGUCUGGAGACGGCGCUGCGCUGGCUGGAGGGACAGGACCCGCGGGAGGUGGGGCCGCUGAGGCUGGUGCAGCUCCGCUCCCUCAUCUCCAUGGCCCAGCGGCUGCGACGCGGCCGCAGCCCCCAGUCCUAGGGCAGGGACAGCUGCCAGUUUUUGGCUACCAACCACCCCUGGCUGUCCACAGAGCUGGGGACACCCCGGUUGUCCCGGGGAGAUGGUGGUGGAGGUGCCACCCGCCCCUCUGUGACCGGGAUUCCCUGGGGAUCAGGAAGCCCAGAUGCCUGUGGGUCACAAUUCAGGGGAUUUUUGUGCAACAGCUCGAAUUCCAGGGUUGUUCCUUACCUAAAUAUAUUUAGGAGGUGCUAUUUUUUAUGUCCCUUGUGGCCCCUGGUCAGUGGCACUGCCAGAAGGGGGGUGGAUGCCCCCUAAAAUUGCCCAGUUCCCCCAAUUCCAUGGGGAGAAGGAGUGAAGGAAGGACCUGCUCAGUGUCCAUGGGGGAUGUUAACUGAAAAAUCCCCAAAUCCCAGAGCAGGGUUGAGGUGUGCACAGCCAGCUGGACGUGGGCCACUCCUGAGGUGCUGCAGGGGAAAUAUCCCACCUUGGAAGAGGCUGGUGACGCCCUUCCCACUGCCAAAACAGAAUCCUGUUACACCAGGAUGGUUUGGGGCUGGUUUAAGGCAAUUUCCUUCAGGCACUGGGUUGGGAAAGGGACUCUUGGGUGGCAUCCACGAGAAAGAGGCACCUCCAUCAUUCCCAUCACAGCUGGGAACACCUGGACCACAGAGACCUGCUGAUCCAGGUGCCAUCAUCCGAGCAUCCUCGUGGAGCUGAAGGCUCCAGGGAUGGGGGUUGAGGUGUCCUCAUGGGGUUUGUGGGGUGGCCGGGGCUGGAGGACACAUCUGGGUGAGUUGAGGUUGGGCUCCUGGCACUGCCUUGGAAUAUUGGAGGCAUCUGAUGGGAAUUUAGCAGCUCCUGACCUGAUUUGGAUGAAAUUUUAGGGUGUUUAGCUGAAUUACUGGAAGAGGGAAAUGAAAUUAACUCCUCAGUGCUGCCGUGCCCCAUGCCAGCAGGCAGGUUGGGGUCUUUACUUGUUGGUUGUCUCCUUGCUGCAGAGUUUAUGGAAAUUA
Molecule: messenger RNA, 2657 nt
Organism: Melospiza georgiana
Lineage: Eukaryota; Metazoa; Chordata; Aves; Passeriformes; Passerellidae
Gene: TIGD5
Product: tigger transposable element derived 5
Exons: 1
Coding region: 43-1662 (539 amino acids)
Cellular component (GO): nucleus
Molecular function (GO): DNA binding
Source: RefSeq, a predicted model, not a curated record